Messenger RNA from Zingiber officinale, 765 nucleotides. RefSeq lists its product as uncharacterized. The transcript is spliced from 2 exons. Gene Ontology annotation, molecular function: ubiquitin binding. The record is from RefSeq and is a predicted model, not a curated record. The coding region runs from base 333 to 749 and encodes 138 amino acids. NCBI's taxonomy places the organism in Eukaryota, Viridiplantae, Streptophyta, Magnoliopsida, Zingiberales, Zingiberaceae.
GAUUAAAAUGAAGUAAUGCAGAUAUUUUGUUAUUUACAUUCUGACCCCUAUCCACGCGGAUUACGUGUCCUAUUUAUGAAGCGAGGACCGAGAGGGAGAGAUCCUUUUCUUAAGCGAUCCUUCUCUCUCUGCGCCCACGAAACCCUCGAUCUCGUCCUCGCCGCCCUCGUCGUGGAUCGAUUCGCAGACGCCCGUGCUCGAGAUCUUCCCGCGAUCGCCUUCUCUAGAUGGGUGGAACGGCCUAAGCACCAGGAGGCGGAGGCGGCGGGGAGAAGAGGGAUCCAUUACGACCGCCACGAGGAGGUCCGAGAAGCUCAGGCGUGGAGUCCACGAUGUCUGCCGUAGUUUGCGGGAAGAGGUCUUCUUCCAUUUUCGACGAGCUCCUUACCCCGCCGCCGGCCUCCAAGAGAGUCCGCUGCUCUGCCGGCUCAUCCUCCCCCACCCCCUCCCUCCGCCUCUCGCCGUUUCGGAUCUCCAACCCUUUGGAUCUCGGUGGCUACGGAGAAGAUCUGAUUGCGCCGGAUAAUCUCGCCCAUCUGAAGUUCCUGUUUCCCGAUAUGGAUCAGCAGCUCCUCAAACAAGCUCUUGAAGCAUCUGGAAAUGAUUUGGAUUCUGCUAUAAAGAGCUUAAAUGAUCUUCGAUUAGAUUCAUCAUACAUGUCAUUGGUAUCAGCUGUGGGCAAAUCAGAAAAUGGAACUGAAAUGAAUGGUCCUCUUUCGAGUAAAGGUAGACUUGCAUUAGGUAGAUAGUUUGUUUGUAGCUGUU